GCCGAACCGCAGUUUGGGAACCGCUAUCCCGGAGGGCCGACCUCUGCAACCGGCUUUCUGUCUCCGCCCCCGCCUCUCAACAACAACACCGGAGCGACUUCAGCCUGCCACCCUCUACCCCGAAGACCCGUCCACGUUCUGCCUCCCCUCCCCCCUACCCCUCUCCCAAGACCGAACGCCAUUGCCCACACUCAACGCGAACUUUUCCAAGGAAUGCCAAAAAUGGUCUAUUUAACUCGGCCGGUGAUAAAGUAGUUCCAAAUCUGAAGUCCAACAGGCGUCGCCGAGGAAGUUUUUCACCCCCCCACCCGUUUUUGGCCCCGCGGUGGAGCCAGGAAAGAUCAGGACUGCGGGGAAAGGAGCGCGUAUGAUGUGGAUCUGGUACAUUCUGCUCGGCUCAGGCACAGUUGAGAGCCAGCUGCUUCCAGGGAAUAACUUCACCACAGAGUGCAACAUCCCUGGAAAUUUCAUGUGUGGAGAUGGGAAGUGUGUCCCAGGAGGAUGGCAAUGUGAUGGAUUGCCCGAUUGCUUUGACAAGAGUGACGAGAAAGGCUGCCCUAAAGUCAGGUCAAAGUGUGCACCUACAUUCUUUGCCUGUGCCAAUGGGAUCCACUGCAUCAUUGGACGCUUCCAGUGUAAUGGAUAUAGUGACUGUCCUGACGGGAGCGAUGAGGAAAACUGCACAGGUAACCCCUUGGUGUGCUCUGAGGCCCGCUUCAAGUGUCGAAACGGCCGCUGUGUAGACCGCAGCUUUUUGUGUAAUGGUCAGGACAACUGUCAGGAUAACAGCGACGAGGAGCUCUGCCUGAGUACAGCAGAAGCUCCUGGGCAGGACUUUGUGACAUUGGACUACCGUCUGCGCUACUACCCCAGCAUCACCUACGCCGUCAUCGGGAGCGCCGUCAUCUUCGUGUUGGUCGUAGCAUUGCUGGCCCUGGUGCUUCAUCACCAGAGGAAGAGGAGUGUUCUGCUUCCUGCUGGUGUAAGAGGAGCCUCUCACCACCACCACCAACCGUUGCUGCUGUCACGCUUGGUCAUCUUGGAUCGCGGCCACAUGCAUCCCAGUGAUCCGGGUCUCUCUCCUGGCUCCCCUUCUCCAGCCGAGCAGUAUAGCUCAUCUCCUCAGAUGCUGCAAAUCCUGUCUGAUACCCUUUGUCCUACUGCACAGACGCCUCCAUCGUACUCUCAGGCUGUAAUGGAUGUCAGUCGGCCUCCCUGGUUUGAUCUCCCGCCUCCUCCGUACCUCCCAGAUGGGCAAGAAGCUUCCGAGAGCGACUUGCCCCAUUAUGAGAGCCCUUCCACGUCACCCACAAUCAGAACUAUGUCUUCAAACAGUCAGUCCAACUCAAAUUCUAGACAGAUGUCGGAUCAGCAUUAACUACUCUCUAACUGACUGCACAAAGCAGCACAUUCCACAGCACAGACCUGUCGAGAGCUGAAGACUGAGCAACUCCACUAAGCGUUCACGUCAUCCUGAAAAUUCGUUUUGUAUUUUGGCUCCCCCUGGUGGACUUUUUUUCUUCUGCAGAGUGACAUAUCCUUUAUUUCAGAAUGAGUCAUUUGUUCCUUUCAGUUGAAGUGUUUCUACAUUAAGAGGUACUAGCUAUUUUCAUAAUCAGCGACCACAGCCUUCGAGGAGUAUCUCAAGUGAAUUAAUAAGUGUGCCAAUAAGAUAAUAUUUUCACUGUGUGUAACAGUAAAUCAAGUAAGUCCCACUUUAUGAGCUACAUCCAGCCUAUGCCUAUAUGACGCCACACUUUUGUAGGGAACCUGUACAACCCAAAAGCCAGAUCAAACCUUGUUAAAUCUCAUCUAGCCUUGACGAUAUUUCCUGGUUGUGUUAGCACGUGUUGUUACAUCACAAUGCGAGGCUUAUGGAAAGCUUUUUCAGCAUUUCGAUAUCCUUGAUGAGAGCUUAAUGACCAUGUACUUGUACUGUAUGCUCUUCGUUGUCAUGAGUAAGAUAAUUCAGUGCACUUGUAUAAAAAUCAAUAAAUGGUCAAACAGCUUUAUGGAAAGCCUUUCAAAAAAUGUUUUAUAUCCUUUAUGUUCAGCUUUAGGUCCAUGCACUCGUAUCUUCUUUGUCCUUACUAGUAGGACAACUGUCAAACUGGACUACAUGGACCCCCUCGAAAAUGAGAUGAUGCAUCUUAAGGCACUAUCCUUCAAAUAAAUGAACAAGAAUAUAAAGCAUGAUACUAGUGAGGCAAAACUGUGCACUAGUUUAAAACUUUGUGCUACUCGUUCUAAUAGUGACAUAAAAUACUAUUAGUUAACAUCUAGGGCUUCACUAGUAGUACUAGUAGUGCACUGAUGUCAACUAGUGCACAGUUUUGCCUCACAAGUAACAUGUAGUCCUACUAGUGAGUACAAAAGGUAAUUCAAUAUCUUACUAGUGCGCUGAAUAGUCUUACUAGUGAUGACAAAGUGUGUAGUUGUAUAUGGACCUUAAGCUGCAUAUCGAAGAAAUACUUCAAAUGGUUUUCCAGAGAAGAGGCGCAUUUCAACCACAGGAAAUUUCCCCAGGAACUAGAAACCUUUUGAGGACCAUUGUGUGUUUGGACAACCCUAGUCAAAGAUGCUCUUUCCUUCUGAUAUGUGACAGCAUGGAGAUUUUUUUUUUUUCUUUUUAAGACUGAGCAGUUGUUCAGGAAGAAUUUUAGGAUAUGGGUAGCUGUGAAGGAUAGGAGUCAUGGAUUUUCUGUGUGAAUUCCUAGCCCGCUAGGCUGAAAUUAAGCGACCUAAAGUCGUGCCGAAGUCAAAUUGGUCAUCAUGGUACUACAAAAAUGGGAAAAGACUGCUGUGUUUAAAUUAGGACCGUCUUCGCAUGGCAUUAUGACACAGUCAGCCUUCAAAUGCAGCCCCCUUAAUCGGUACAGACUGUAGAUAGUGUCAGUAAGACGUGGAAGUGUUGUUAUUCUCCUCAAUGGAAACACACUUUGGUAGCACUUCAGUCAAAGUCACCUUUGCAUUAUUUUUGUAAAUAGGAGUUUGUUUCUGUUUUAAAAAUCAAGCGACUCCAAGAGAAGUAUAAAACAUUCGGAUAUAUUUAACACAUGACAUUCAGUGACUUUUCACAUAUCUGUGUUGUUGCCUUAUUUGGGUAAGUUAAGACACGAAACAGUAAAUCAAUUCAACAUUAAGCUUUGGAAAAGUGCUUGUAUAAAAUGUGCUUCUAAAAGCAGCUAAUUCAUAGGUACCCAUAUUUGUGGUUUUAGUGUUCUACAAAAGGGCGUAUUACAUGCUAAGUGGCGGUUAAUUUCAGGAUACUUCAAAUGACUAUCAUAGAUAUUGCAACUGCAUUGUUUGGAGGAAUUCUUACUUGGGGGAAGUUUCUUUCAAAGCAAUAUUUGAUUUUUGAGUUUCUUGUCUCACAAUAUUUGCUAAUAGUGUGGUUGUUUUACACUAUGUAUCACAAAUAAUACAUGAAGUGGACCAAUUAAAUUUCAUGAAAUAGAAAAUGUACUCUAUAACGCAGACCCGGGUUCAAAUCCGGCCCCGCCUGUGUGGAGUUUGCAUGUUCUCCCCGUGCCUGCGUGGGUUUUCUCCGGGCACUCCGGUUUCCUCCCACAUCCCAAAAAACAUGCGUGGUAGGUUAAUUGAAGACUCCAAAUUGCCCGUAGGUGUGAAUUUGACUGUGAAUGAUUGUCGGUUUCUAUGUGCCCUGCGAUUGGCUGGCGACCGGUUCAGGGUGUACCCCGCCUCUCGCCCAGAGUCAGCUGGGAUUGGCUCCAGCACGCCCACGACCCCAGUGAGAAGAAGUGGUACGGAAAAUAAAUGAAUGAAUGAAUGUACUUUAUAACGCACCCUGCCAUUAACUAGAUCAUUCCUCAACAACAACAACAAAGGGAAAAACCUCUCAUUAUUUUCAGUCUGAAGACCACUCAUGUGAGAGACAAAUAGCAAUUAGUGUAUGUACAUCAGACAUUAUGUGAUGCCUUGUGUUACUGGAUAUGCUACCCAGUUGGGCCUACACAUUUCUUCAAGUUUGUCAACAACAAUAUGUAGCAGUUUUACUACAGCUUAAAUCAUUUUGGUGGCACCGCCGUUUGUAAAAAGGACAAUGUUGUCUCUGUACCCUAUCAUCAUAUACUUCUGUGGUCGGUGUACGGUGCCUAUGCAAGCUAUUUCCCGAUUAAAUGAACAGUGUUUAUUUCAGUAUUUAAUGUUAUGCCUUUAUUUCAAUACCCAAAAAUAUGAAAUUAAUUAUACUUUCAAUCUUCAAGAAGUCAAUAAUAGGCAAUAUUUUCUGAAAAUACAAAUGCUCUGGAACAUCCAUGUCCAAUGUCCAAUAUAAAAAUGUUUUCAUCUUACAUUUGCUGACUCCUAAUGUAAUUUAGAUUUUGCAGCUCUGGUACAAAAUAACAACAAGUACAGUUUUUCUUUCUUUUGCUGUAAAUAUGUGUAUCUUUAAUGGGGUAAAUUUGUCAGUAGUGCUACUGUGGUUCAGUGACAUGAAUAAUGAAGGAUCUGUUUUCAUGUGUUUGUCACGUGUCCCCCUGUUUGCUUCAAUCCUGUCAAUAAAAAAUGGUUUUGUUUGUAAUACAAGACACGUUUGUAUAGCAAAACAGAACUCAACCAAGGCAAUGAA
Messenger RNA from Phyllopteryx taeniolatus (common seadragon), 4591 nucleotides. It is a transcript of the gene ldlrad3, whose product is annotated as low density lipoprotein receptor class A domain containing 3. Lineage: Eukaryota; Metazoa; Chordata; Actinopteri; Syngnathiformes; Syngnathidae. The record is from RefSeq and is a predicted model, not a curated record. Bases 368 to 1378 code for a protein of 336 amino acids. Gene Ontology annotation, cellular component: plasma membrane. Gene Ontology annotation, biological process: receptor-mediated endocytosis. Gene Ontology annotation, molecular function: protein binding. The transcript has 6 exons.